Molecule: messenger RNA, 1904 nt
Organism: Ipomoea nil (Japanese morning glory)
Lineage: Eukaryota; Viridiplantae; Streptophyta; Magnoliopsida; Solanales; Convolvulaceae
Product: CBL-interacting protein kinase 32-like
Exons: 14
Coding region: 301-1617 (438 amino acids)
Biological process (GO): protein phosphorylation; signal transduction
Molecular function (GO): ATP binding; protein kinase activity
Source: RefSeq, a predicted model, not a curated record
AUUUUGUCUGCGGGAGUGGAUCUGUGCAGGGCCAUAUAUACACAUGAUAUGAUUCAGAUGGGGAGAUUGUUCUAAUCGGAUUAGUCCUGUUCCGCGUCGGGGCUGGGGAUAAUUUUGUUCUGCCCCAACAACUCUUCCAAAGGCCGGUUUACACCGUGCUUAUCAUAAAGCUCACCGCCACCAAGGCUCAAGGCAGUACCACCACCUUUCGUUCUUAUCUGCCACACUCCCAUCUAUUCUCCAUACAGUUUGCUGCUGUAGGAGUUGCGAUUUUAACAAGACUUCACCAGUUUCUUGAUCAUGAAUCAACCGAAAAUCAAGCGUAAAGUUGGUAAAUAUGAACUCGGGCGGACAAUAGGCGAGGGAUCAUUUGCCAAAGUUAAGUUUGCGAGGAAUUCCGAGACUGGAGAACAUGUUGCUCUGAAGAUUCUCGACAAAGAUAAGGUCCUAAAGCACAAAAUGGCGGAACAGAUCAAGCGGGAAAUAGCUACAAUGAAGCUAAUAAGACAUCCAAAUGUUGUUCGCUUGUAUGAGGUUAUGGCGAGCAAGACCAAAAUAUUCAUCGUUUUGGAAUUUGUUACCGGUGGAGAGCUGUUUGAUAAAAUUGUAAAUCAUGGACGGAUGAGGGAGGAUGAGGCGAGGAAAUAUUUCCAGCAACUUAUAAACGCGGUUGAUUAUUGCCAUAGCAGGGGAGUCUACCACAGAGAUUUGAAGCCAGAGAAUUUACUAUUGGAUGCUUCUGGGAAUCUCAAGGUUUCUGAUUUUGGAUUGAGUGCUCUGUCCCAGCAAAUCAGGGAUGACGGCUUACUUCACACCACCUGUGGAACUCCAAACUAUGUUGCUCCUGAGGUUUUAGAUGAUCAAGGUUACGAUGGGUCAGCUGCGGACUUGUGGUCCUGUGGAGUCAUACUCUUUGUAUUGCUUGCAGGAUACUUGCCUUUUGAUGAUCCUAAUCUUAUGAACCUAUAUAAAAAAAUAUCCUGCGCUGAGUUUACUUGCCCGCCCUGGAUCUCCUUCAGCGCCAUGAAGUUAAUUACUCGAAUUUUGGAUCCAAACCCUGUGACUCGAAUUACCAUUCCUGAGAUAUUGGAAGAUGAGUGGUUUAAGAAAGACUAUAAACCUGCCGUUUUUUAUGAGAAAGAAGACACAAACCUGGAUGAUGUGGAAGCUGUUUUUAAGGAUUCUCAAGAGCAUCAUGUUACGGAGAAAAAGGAAGAGCAGCCAACUGCAAUGAAUGCAUUCGAGUUAAUUUCUAUGUCAAAAGGGCUCGAUCUUGGAAAUCUCUUUGAUGAAAAGGGAUUCAAGAGGGAAACAAGGUUCACUUCUAAAUGCCCCGCAAAUGAGAUAAUCACUAAGAUAGAAGAAGCUGCAAAGCCCCUCGGUUUUGAUGUUCGAAAGAAGAAUUACAAGAUGCGGCUGGAAAACAUUAAAGCGGGAAGAAAAGGAAACCUUAAUGUUUCAACUGAGGUAUUCCAAGUUGCCCCCUCUCUUCACCUGGUCGAGGUGCGAAAGGCUAAAGGAGACACGUUGGAAUUCCACAAGUUUUACAAGAACCUUUCUACUUGCCUUGAAGAUGUAGUUUGGAGAACUGAAGAAGAUAUGCAAGAAACAACAUAGAAUUUGCCAACCAUGAUUGCUACCCAUUUGUUUUCAGGCCUUGGUCUUCAUUCUCUUAUGUUCUAUAUUUAUUUAUUUUUGGUCUUUUAUGGGACCUUUUUCUCCCAUGAGAGAAUUAGGAAAUUCACUUUGUUGUUCCUUUAUUAUAGGCAGUGGAAAGCAGAGAUGGCUCCUGUAGUCCUCCUGUUGAAGUGUUGAUGUGAAUUUUGUAUACUGUGUAUGCUUGUUAAUGUGAUUGAUUGAUUCAGUGAUUGCAAAUUGCAAUUGUAUACAUGUCAUGUUAAAGC